AUGUCUGACACAGCAGGCAAGCCGAUCACCUGCAAAGCCGCCGUGGCCUGGGAGGCCGGCAAGGACCUGGUCAUUGAGGAUGUCGAGGUCGGGGUCCCGCAAGCUGGCGAGGUGCGGAUAAAGAUCGACUACACUGGUGUCUGCCACACAGACGCGUACAUGCUUUCUGGUAAAGACCCGGAGGGCGCUUUCCCGGUGAUUGCGGGACAUGAGGGUGCGGGCAUCGUGGAGAGUGUGGGAGAGGGUGUGACGAGUGUGGCGGUUGGGGAUACUGUUGUUGCGCUUUACACACCCGAGUGCAAGGAGUGCAAGUUCUGCAAGUCCGGCAAGACCAACCUCUGUGGCAAGAUCCGCGCCACCCAAGGCAAAGGCGUCAUGCCAGACGGCACCUCGCGCUUCAAGUGCAAGGGCAAGGACCUCUUGCACUUCAUGGGCACCAGCACCUUCUCCCAGUACACCGUUGUCGCCGACAUCUCCUGCGUCAAAGUCACCGACAAGGCUCCCACGGACCGCACCUGCUUGCUAGGCUGCGGUAUCACGACCGGCUACGGCGCGGCAGUCAUCUCGGCCGGCAAUGGCGGCAUCGAGGAGGGCGCUACUGUGGCCGUCUUCGGUGCUGGGUGUGUUGGCUUGAGCGUCAUCCAGGGCGCGGUAGCGAGGAAGGCGAGCAAGAUCAUUGUAGUGGAUGUUAAUGAUUCGAAGAAGGAGUGGAGCUUCAAGUUUGGCGCGACGGACUUUGUCAACCCAACGUCCAAAACGGAUGUCAAGGAGGGCGAGACGAUCCAGAGCAAACUGGUGGAGAUGACGGAUGGUGGACUCGAUUACACUUUCGACUGCACCGGUAAUGUGAACGUCAUGCGCUCAGCGCUCGAGGCGUGUCACAAGGGCUGGGGCGAGAGCAUCAUCAUUGGUGUCGCGGCUGCUGGGCAGGAGAUCAGCACACGUCCAUUCCAACUCGUCACGGGCCGCAGGUGGAAGGGCUGCGCUUUCGGCGGUGUCAAGGGCCGCACGCAGAUGGGCGGACUCGUCGACGACUACAUGAACGGCAAGCUCAAGGUCGACGAGUUCAUCACGCAUCGUCAGAACUUGGGUGGGAUCAACCAGGCUUUCCAUGAUAUGCAUGAUGGAGACUGCAUCCGGUGUGUGGUGGAUAUGAAGAAGGUGUAA
Molecule: messenger RNA, 1167 nt
Organism: Saxophila tyrrhenica
Lineage: Eukaryota; Fungi; Ascomycota; Dothideomycetes; Mycosphaerellales; Extremaceae
Product: formate dehydrogenase (NAD+)
Exons: 3
Coding region: 1-1167 (388 amino acids)
Biological process (GO): formaldehyde catabolic process
Cellular component (GO): cytosol
Molecular function (GO): zinc ion binding; S-(hydroxymethyl)glutathione dehydrogenase [NAD(P)+] activity
Source: RefSeq, a predicted model, not a curated record